AUGGCGCCGAAGAAGCUUACGGACUGUCCGGAAAAUCUCCGGGAGUCCAUCGACUGGUUGAUCCAGGUUAAGCAUGGGAAUGGUACCAAUGGACUUGAGGAAUUGGCCAAUGCUUUGAAAAAGCUGGUUACAGAGGCUAUUAAAAAUGCUAGCGAGAGUCUUGAAAAUAGGCAAAAGGAACUGUUAUGCGCUGAUAAAAAUUCUGGUGGUUUGUAUGACAAUCAUUGUCAGAAGCUUCAAAAGGAAAUUGAUGAUGCCACAAAAUCUGAAAAAUCUGAAGAUGAAAUAUCUAAGCUUAAGAAAAAGAAAAAUGAUCAUUACAAUGACGUUCAUUAUCUUUCUGAGGAUGCCAGAGAAAGAGCCUUGGGUGAUAUUACUGAGCGGCAAAAUAAGCUUACUGAGCUUCAAAAAAGUCUUUCCAAUUUCACUGAUCAAAAUAAUUGCAAUCAACUUUUAACAAAUCUCACUGAAGGCUUAGAAAAGUUCCUCGGUUAUAACUCUGAUUCCAAAGGCUACUCGGGCGAAGGCAUCGUGUACUCGGACCUUGACAGGCUCUGCGACGGGGUGAUGGCGUUUUUGCACGGGGUGUUGGAGAGUGUUAAGGGUGAUGAAAAUGUGACAAAAUACAGCGUUUCGUCUGAAUUAGAUGGCAUUCUCCAGUAUCUACAAAAUUCUAUAGGUAAGGGCGCCACCCAGCUUGCUGGGCAAAUAAAGGAGGUAAGUCAGUGGCUUAAUAAGUAUGAACUGAAAGUUGGUCAGAAAACUGGCAACGUUGUUAUGAAAUUGGGCGAAUUAAAAGACGAGAAAAUGAAUCAAUAUAUGAUAUUAGUGCAGGACAAUCAGGGCAGGAAGCUUCAAGACCAGUUGCAGUCAUGGAGAGAUAUCGUGUCCAAGAUGUUUGGUGAAAUUGAGACUAUCCAAAAUAAACAUGUGAACAUGUUAAAUCCCGCUCUGAAAGAUAAAAUAAACAUUCAAAUUAACCCUGUGAAAGAAGUUGUACAGGUGUUAUAUGAUUCGUCCAAGGUAGAGGAGUUCGGGAGCCAGGCCAAACAGGUGGAGGAUCAGCUAGUGAAACAGCAGAGAAAUAUUGAAAACAAAAUAGAAGAUCAGGGCAAUAAUGUUAAAAAGGAGUUGGUGGCGCAGGAAAGUAGUGUGCUCAAGAAAAUUGAGCAAGGAUUUCCUGACCUACAGGGGAAGGUGGAUGAGGGAUUGAAAAGAAUAAUUAAUAAAAUCUUCGAUUUAGAAGUUGAGAAGAAGAAACAAAUCAAAGCUAUUCAGGUGUCUAUGAACACAGCGAAGAAUGAUACAGAUAAGUUGUUGAAAGAAUUUAAAACAACGUAUGAAACCGAUAUUAGAACGCAUUUUGAACAGAUAAGAACUGCAUUGCAAAAAGUAACCCCAGAACAACCCGGUGACGAAUCUGAAUUACUUAAAGAGGUUAAGAAAAUAGCUGAUAAUUUAAGGUCCGUUGGAGACCAGCUAAACGGCGAAAAUGAGAAGCUGGGAAAGUGGAAGGAAAAAGCAACAGAUGUUGUUACAAAUGCGCUCGGGAAAUGUGAGAAGAUGCUUCAGAGGCUUGAUAAGGAAUGUAAAGAGAACAUACCUGAAGAUAAGCGUGUGAUUAAAAUAAGGUCUGAAGAGUUGAAGAACAGGGCAGCAAUGCUUCUGGAGGCAUACAGGAAGACGAACGAGGGGCUUACCGGCAUAAUGGAUGGUAUAAACAGAGCUGUUGGAGAUAUUGAAAAGGCGUACCUGUUGAAAUUGAGAAUGCUUAAGUUCGAAGUUGAGGAUGCGGUUGGUAAGGAUGAGGAUGAUAAGGAGACGACUGUUUUGGGUCGUCUUAAUAAGUUGGAUAACGAUGUAAAAAAGGGGUUGUUGAAAGUGAGGGAAAGGAUUAAAACUGAUUUGAAGACAUAUGUAGAAAACGGUAUUCUCAGCGAAAUCAAGCAGGGUGUAGAUGUCAUAAGGGGCCAAGGUGGUGGAGAGGACGGGCUGGAAGGUAUUAAACAGAAAGUGAAGGAAUACGUUGAAAAGUAUGGCACUGGGUUUACGGUGACGGUUGGACGAUGGGUGACUGAUAUUAUAGGUAAAAAACCUGUGAGUGAUUACGUAGCUGAGUAUUCUGGGAGCAACAAGAGUUAUAAAAAUUUUUUGCCGCCGUAUAAUGAUAAGGGUCAGAAUACGGCUAAGGAUGCAAUUAUAAAGAAUAUGGAAAGUGUUAUUAAAAUGAAGCUCAAAACUAUUAUAUCUGCCGCUACUGAUUCUAUAGGAUCAAAUCAAGAUCAAAUCAACGUCACAGUUUGUCUGACCAAGAUCAAGACAUGCCUUACAACAUUUGCCGAUCGGCUUGAGGACGAAAUGAGCAAGACGCUAAAACCCUCAGCUGUAGUAACCGAAAUUGAAGGAAAUCUGAAGAGUGAACAAGUAAUCAAACAAACACCUAUUGUUACGGACAAUUUUCAUCUUGAAGAUGCUAUUAAAACGGCACUCAGGGCUCUUGUCUCCACUGCGAAACAAUGUGGCGACCAAAUUCAAAGGCUUGUCGAUGGUUGCAAGUUGGGGAACAUUAACUCUGCGUUGAAUAAGGCUGAGGAGCUUGACGGGAAGCUCACCACCAACACGUUCGGGGGCAAGAGUCCCAAAACUGUUGAUCAGGGGAUUGAAGGGGAGCUUGAAAAGACUAUCAUGCAGGUGCAAGAGUCAAAUUUGAAGAACUUACAACUACGAAAAGACGGCCCUAAUGAGCUCAUGUCAGAUUAUAAGGCAGCUACAGAGAUUAAAAAUGAUGGCGACGCAAAAACUGACGGUGAGCUUAGAGCCUUAAUAAAGACCAUUAAAAAGAAAUUUGAAGGUCUUAUUACCGGUGAUAGUAACAGCGGCUACAGCCUCAACCCUGAUAAAAUUACGGGUUACAACACUCCAUCCUCCUAUAUAAACAGCACACAAGGUGCCAAGGCCGCCUAUGAGGCAGCCGUCGGAAAAGUCACGACGCAUGUGCUGUCUGCUUUUCACACGAUCACAGGCUCAGACGGUAAGCCAGUAAUAACACAAGCCGGCAAAAUAGGUACGGAGACAACAGCAAUAGACUAUGCCUUCGGCGAAAUUGAUCAACAAUUAGCAUACCUGACAAUGCUGGUCAACAAUCCGAAUGGCGGUGUAGAUGAAAAAGGCGUCAAAACGCUUCUGGGAGAUCUUAAUAAAAUGCUUACUGUUGACAAUUUUAGUGAAUUAUAUGGUCUAAAAAAUGGCCUUGCUAUGAUUCAUAAACAACUUGUGAAUCUCCACAGCAGUGAGUUCACUGGCAAUGAAACCGGUAAAAUACAAAGUGUCAUAAAUCAAGUUAUUAAGACAGUUAAGAUUCUGGAAGUUGUGCCGGGAAUGGUUGAAACUAGAAAAGCGCAGGCAUUGCAGAAAAUGAGUGAUUUGGAACAGGCCAUAAAGAAAAUCCACCAACAAAUUCACGGUGCUCUUAUAACUGUCGGCAUAGUGGAUGACCGAUUGAACAAGGUCAUCAAAGCAGUCCAAAGAGCAGUAGAAGAGGCCCAUGAGAAUUCCAAACAAGCCGUGCAAAAACUUCAAAAAGAUCUUACAAACGCAGUAAAAGAUGCAUUCCAAAAAUUUCAACACUCCGUAGACACACUAAAAGGCGAGCUCACCGCCGAGGUACUAACUGCCUUUGGCUGCGUUACCUCUGAAAUCCGAGGUAUGUUUGCGUAUAACAGAAAAGCGGACUUAAUGGCUCUACAGAAGUCAAUUGCGUGGCAUUUGAGGAAAAUAAAACAUAUAAUCUCCAAAGACCUCAACACCGGCAUCAAAGGCCUCCUGAAGACUUUGAACGGCAAGAAAAUGGAGAUUAGUGUCACUGGUCUUCCCAAAUUUGACGACCCUUCGACUGAACUGCUCGACGAAAUUCUGAAGGAUUUACCUCAGUCACCGCCGUUUACCAAACAAAACUUCACAAAACUAUCAACAGCAUUUGAUGCAUAUUAUAAUAAUAUUCACAAGUAUACUAAGAUGCAACUCAUACCAAAAAUUCCACCGUCAAGUGAAGUCCAGGAUCAGAGCAAUCCAUCCCUCCGACCAGUCCCACCUCCAAUCUCCGGCGGCAGCUACAGAGCGCGGCCGGCAACGGCUACAAUGAAAGAAAUCUCCGAAAUCGCAAACCCACCAGGGCGUGCUGGAAUGGGCAAUACGUCUCAGUCUACAACUCCAUCCCCCACCCCUUCCACAUCCCAGCAGCCUCCCUCCCCGUCCACCAAGAAUCCCAUUGAGCAGUUUUUCGACGACCUUAAAGUGUAUACUCGAAGAUUAUUUUUGGCCCUUUCAGGUGGUUUCUUUAGCAGAACCUUUUCGUCACAACGUGAAGAAUUUGAGAAGUUCCUCUACUCCAUGCGUCCUACAAAGUUCGCCGAGCACGACAGUCCCCCACUAGACACCCUCAAAUCUGGCCUUCAGCAUUUCCUUAAGCAACUCAGCUACGCCUACGUUAACGUGUAUGAUGCUGUAACAUUUAAGCGGUUGACAGAACAAAAGCAAAUUACUAACCCUGUUACACAAGCGAAAACGUCUGAAACCCAGUUAACCACCGAGGGUCGCAACUGCGCCAAGGUCUGCCUGACGAUACUCGAGACACUGUUCUACGACUUCAACUCGUUAAGUAAAUUGUUCCCCUCAAAAGGCGCCGAUAAUAUCUUUUCAUAUAGUACAUCUGGCAAAUAUUUCCACGAUAGAGGCUACAGAGUGGCCAGUAAGGACGGCGUCCAAGACGGGGAGUUAGACAAUUCUACGAAGACGAGCGGACAGAAAAUUAAUGAGCUGCGUGAUAGUCAAAUUACAGGUGCGACACACACAGACAACAAGCUCUACGGGUUCAUCAACGAAAUAUGCAGAGAUAUUGUUUCGUACUACCGUGUCUGCCAGUACUAUAUUCCUUCGAAACCAAGGGCGCCCACCACUGUCAACGAAAUGCUUCACUGGCUUGCUGGGCUAUACUAUACACCUAUGUAUGAUAAAUUGGCGAGUAAGUUUGCGGGAUACUUCAAUGUACCCCAAGAAAACGGUACAACGGUAAUCAAGCCCAUAGAAGCCGCCGUGCCUGCUAGGAGAAGCGAAAGGAUGCUACGAUCUCUCAGCCUUCGAGAAAUGUCAGCCCUAUUCAACAAUAUUACCAUCCGCCCAUAUCACAUAUUAGUCGCCAUCCUCGGCAACGGUCACGCAGGUGGCCGAUAUGCCUGUGACUUCUUAACAAACCCAGAUGAUUUAUUAUAUCCGAGUAAUACAGAUCAAUGUUUACAUAUGCUCCUAGAAAUAUGUCUGAGACUGAAUGAACAAAUCCUUUUCCUAUUCAAGCAGUGCCACAACGACGCCAUUAGCAGCGGUUGGCGUGACUGUUUAUACGGGAAGGGAAUUGCCGGGGCAGCGUGGAACUGCAACACAAUGCAAUGUCCUAACCAAGGCUGUGACCAGAAGCACAACCAAACGUGUGACCAAAAGGCCGACCGAAACGCUGACCAACACUACAAGUGCGGCAUAAAAUCGCCGCUGCAAUCGUUCCUUGAGGAUGGCCUAGUAGGCUUCUUGCCGCACCAGUUUACUUCACCCGGUUGCGAGAAGCCUUUGAUGAUGCCGUCAAGAAAGCCAAUUUCUGGAAUGAUGAAACAAAAUUGGACAUCACAAAAAUCUUAG
Molecule: messenger RNA, 5685 nt
Organism: Babesia ovata
Lineage: Eukaryota; Apicomplexa; Aconoidasida; Piroplasmida; Babesiidae
Exons: 2
Coding region: 1-5685 (1894 amino acids)
Source: RefSeq, a predicted model, not a curated record